Messenger RNA from Ramularia collo-cygni, 762 nucleotides. RefSeq names its product probable siroheme synthase Met8. Gene Ontology annotation, molecular function: protoporphyrin ferrochelatase activity; precorrin-2 dehydrogenase activity. The record is from RefSeq and is a predicted model, not a curated record. The transcript is spliced from 2 exons. Bases 1 to 762 code for a protein of 253 amino acids. NCBI's taxonomy places the organism in Eukaryota, Fungi, Ascomycota, Dothideomycetes, Mycosphaerellales, Mycosphaerellaceae. Gene Ontology annotation, biological process: siroheme biosynthetic process.
AUGGCAGGUACGACUGAAGAAUUCCCGCCAGUGGAGGGCGGUGGCUCCCUUAUUCUCGCGUGGCAGAUCCGCAAUAAGAAAGUACUCAUCAUUGGCGGCGGCGAGGUAGCCGCCGGGCGGAUCUUAAAAGGCCUCAACGCCGAUGCCGCCGUGACCGUCAUCUGUCCCGCCUCGGGUAUGAAUCCCGAAGUCGCCCAUCGCGUCGCGGAGCAGCAAAUCACGCACAUUGACCGCAACUUCGAGACGACGGAUCUGGAUGACCCGGAGAUCGCUCUGGUCAUGACGGCCAUCGAUGACCCGGUCGCAUCUUCCCAGAUCUGGAAGCUGUGCAAACAGAAGCGCAUCAAUGCCAAUAUUGCCGAUGUGCCCCCCGAAUGUGACUUUUACUUUGGAAGUGAGCACCGAGAUGGACCGCUGCAGAUCAUGGUGUCGACCAAUGGGAACGGGCCGAAGAUGGCGAAUAUUGUGAGGAGGAGAAUCGCUGCGACUUUGCCGGAGAAUAUUGGACAGGCGAUUGUUAAGGUCGGCGAGUUGCGGAAAAAGCUGCGGAAGGUGGCGCCGAAUAUUGAGGAGGGGCCGAAGAGGAUGAUGUGGAUGAGUAAGGUGUGUUUGGCUUGGAGCUUGGAGGAUUUCUGUGAUAUGUCGGAAGAGGACAUGGAGGGACUUCUACGGAGCUAUGCGCCCGACAAGGUUCCUAGCCUGAAUGAAGUCCGUGGGCCUUGGGAGUUUGACGGUAGCUUUGGCUGGAGUUGCGUGUGUUAA